AUGACCUCCACUCGGAACAAGUUCCUCCUGGCGCUUGUGGCCCUCGUGCUGCUCGCCACCUACGCUGCUGCGGUGAAGGGCGACUGCACUGUCGAGAACUGCGCGACGUGCCUUGAAGAGGACGCCACCCAGUGCGCGGAGUGCAAACCUGGCUACAAGCCGUCCGCUGUAGGACUGUGCGAACCAAUACCGCCCCCUCUCUGCAAUGUAGAGCACUGCGUGACGUGCUAUGAGGGGAACCCCAACUGGUGCAGGGACUGCGGCCCUGACUACAUACCGAAUGACAAGGGCCUAUGCGUGGAGUUACCCGACCCCCCCUGCAAUGUGGAGAAUUGCGCUAUGUGCAUUGAAGAUGACGAGAACCACUGCAGGUUCUGCAGACCUGGCCACAUGCCGACCGAUGAAGGCCAGUGCCAGGAAUUACCGGCCCCCUGCAAAGUCGAGCACUGCAGGCUAUGUCAUGCGUGGAGCACAAUCGAGUGCACGAUAUGCGACCCUGGCUACAACCUCACCGACAAAGGCCUGUGCAACAAGAUCCACGGCCCCUGCGAUGUCCCGAACUGCGCGAUGUGCCUUGAAGAGGACGCCACCCAGUGCGCGGAGUGCAAACCUGGCUACAAGCGGACCGACGCAGGCACUUGCGAGGCGAUCUCCUGCGAUGUCCCGAACUGCGCGACGUGCCUUGAAGAGGACGCCACCCAGUGCGCGGAGUGCAAACCUGGCUACAAGCGGACCGACGCAGGCACUUGCGAGGCGAUCUCCUGCGAUGUCCCGAACUGCGCGAUGUGCCUUGAAGAGGACGCCACCCAGUGCAAGGACUGCAACGCCGGCUACAAGGUGACCGACGCAGGCACGUGCGAGGCGGCAUCGGACGCCGCUGCGGCCCCGCACUCUGGCGUUGCCGCGGUGGCAGCACUGGCGGCUGCUGUGGUGGCCUACGCGCUGUGA
This is a messenger RNA of Leishmania braziliensis MHOM/BR/75/M2904, 948 nucleotides long. Its product is annotated as surface antigen-like protein. The record is from RefSeq and is a predicted model, not a curated record. NCBI's taxonomy places the organism in Eukaryota, Euglenozoa, Kinetoplastea, Trypanosomatida, Trypanosomatidae. The transcript has a single exon. Bases 1 to 948 code for a protein of 315 amino acids.